GAGUUGAAGAGGCACAGUGCGUCAUGCUGUCGUAUUGGCCAUUACCUACCAAACCUUUAUGUGUGCCAUUGCGCUACUGACCAGCUGCAGUUCUCACACAUGCAAGCAUUUGAAGUAGUGUACAACGCACCCCAAAGCCACUUUUUUUGGUAUUGUGGAUGAAAAGGUUUGAUGGUCAGUAGUUGCACUUUUGUAGCCCCCAAUGUACAUGAUUAUCCCCCAAUCAUAUGCAAAGAUUAAAAGGCUUUACAGCACCUCAUUAUCAAAAAACAAAUCAACCAUGGUGCUUUCAUCAUUCCUUAGGGGAGCCACCUUCCUAUCGAAGCUUUCAUGAGAAGUGAGUGUACGGCGCGGACAAAAUUGAUAUAGGUUGCACAAUUCUGAGUUCAUAAAAUAGGCAAGCAUCUAGAGUAUUACGAUAGGCUCAGGGUCGAAGCUUUGGAGUAUAGAGAUGUAUCGGUUGGUUCCAUGAAUCAGGAAAUGCCUUACAUGGACAGCUUCAUAAAGGAGACUGCACGUACAACUCCAGCCAUCAUACGUAAAUUAAUCUUUUAUAGUUGUUUAAAGGGGGACUUUGACUGCAUUUUCGCUUCCGUUGCUGAUAUUCACUCGACGCAUUAUAGUCAGCGCUCCAGGUAGAGUGAUGGUCCCUUACACAUCUGCUCAAAGUUGGCAUUCACCGGCAGGUAAUGUUAGUACCACGGAAAUUCUACUUUAAACAUGCAGAACUACCUCUUAAUUGAACUGCAAAAUAAUCUAAUUCUUCGCUGGUGGGUUGCUAUUCCACAAAUACCUCUCAUGCAAGACGAAAAACUUUGGCCAUGUGACUCCUCAUUCGAAGGGUUUCGCUUCGUCAACGAGGACGGCACCUCCAAGUCUCGCUUCACUCAUCCGAGUUACGACUUUCCAUUCUGGGGAUCGAUUCGCCAUGCCUGGUAAGUCAGCAAUCCUAGUCUAAUAACAAUGACUUACAGAUAUCACUCUCUAGUCCAGCGCGAUUUUACGUCUCCAUGGUGAUGAAAAUGAUUCUUGGCCAUUUGAUUCUGGAGUACGAGUUCAAACUCCCAGAUGCAAAUGCCAAACCUUUCCUGGCCUUUGGUAAGAUGAGGCUACUUAACCCAUUUAUGUCUCUUUUGGUGAGGAAGCGAAUAGAUGUUGGUUCGGGCAUUUAGUUUACGGAGGGAGAUGCAUGUUCAUCAUAGGAUGACGUAGGAAUUUUCGGACGAAAGCGAAGUGUAAUGGCAGUGAUACUCGCGAGACGGGGCAAA
Sclerotinia trifoliorum is the source of this 1268-nucleotide messenger RNA. The record is from the annotation of a GenBank genome assembly. Lineage: Eukaryota; Fungi; Ascomycota; Leotiomycetes; Helotiales; Sclerotiniaceae.